UAAAUCCGUGUUCGCGAAAGCUCGUUAAAAAAGAUUUUUCUUUGAAGAAUCCUCACAUCCAGCCCGCCAGAACCAACCCCCCUCCUCCCUUCCCUAUAAAACCAACAAAACCCCAUUUCUGCAAACAUACAUAAACAAUCCCAAUCGAUCUUCCAAUCUCUAAAUCCCUAAAAAAUGGGCAUGGUUUUCGGAAAAAUCUGUGUCGAAACCCCCAAGUACGAGCUCAUCAAAUCCACGCCCGAUUACGAGAUCCGAAAGUACCCUCCAUCCGUGAUCGCCGAGGUCACCUACGACCCGACCCAAUUCAAAGGCGACAAGGACGGUGGCUUCGCCGUCCUCGCCAACUACAUCGGCGCCUUCGGCAACCCCCAGAACUCCAAGCCGGAAAAAAUCGCUAUGACGGCGCCGGUGAUAACAACAACAACAACCAACUCGUCGCCGGAGAAGAUCGCGAUGACCGCUCCGGUGGUGACGAAGAAGGAGGAGGAGAGGGUGACGAUGGGGUUUAUACUGCCGUCGAAGUAUAAGAAGGCGGAGGAGGCGCCGAAACCGGUGGACGAGAGGGUGGUGGUGAGGGAGGAGGGGGAGAGGAAGUACGCAGUGGUAAGGUUUAGCGGGGCGGCGACGGAGAAGGUGGUGGCGGAGAAGGUGGGGAAGCUGAGGGAGUGGGCGGAGAGAGAUGGGUAUAAGGUGGUUGGGGCGGAGGUGUUGGGGAGGUAUAAUCCGCCUUGGACUUUGCCUGCUUUUAGGACUAAUGAGGUUAUGUUGCCUGUUGGGUGAACCCGACGUGGUGUCACCGAUCCAUUCAUGUUCGGUCACGUGUGGCCAAGGUAGGCUCGAAGCUGAGCUGGCAGUGCUGAGUGGUCGGCCAGCUUGGCUUUGGAGGUUGCCUCAAACACAUCGAGUGAAAACAUGAAUAGUGAUACUACGUAAGCGCGUCACGUGAGGUCACCGUAUUUUUUAAAAUACUUUCCCUUGCGUUUUUUUUGUGGGUUUUUAUUGCGGUGUUUGUACUAGAAGUUAAAAACUAUGUAGAGUUUGAAUAAUAGAGUUGAUAUGGUGGAUAGAGUAGUACUUUUGAUGCUUGAAGUUGAAUGUAUUAUUGUGUUUUCAUGUUUCCUUUA
Molecule: messenger RNA, 1124 nt
Organism: Rhododendron vialii
Lineage: Eukaryota; Viridiplantae; Streptophyta; Magnoliopsida; Ericales; Ericaceae
Product: heme-binding-like protein At3g10130, chloroplastic
Exons: 1
Coding region: 175-780 (201 amino acids)
Source: RefSeq, a predicted model, not a curated record